Molecule: messenger RNA, 2897 nt
Organism: Acromyrmex echinatior (Panamanian leafcutter ant)
Lineage: Eukaryota; Metazoa; Arthropoda; Insecta; Hymenoptera; Formicidae
Source: RefSeq, a predicted model, not a curated record
UGUUACCAUCGUCUCGAAUCGGCGACGAUUUAGCGCGUCUCGCGCACAACUUCACGUCGUACUUCGCGCGUCGUCACUAGUGAAGCAAUGGCGAACGACGACGAUUUGCGUGAAGAUAGAUGUCUGUGAUUAUUUGUUAUCAACGCGCGUCUAUCGUAGUCUAUGACUUUCAUCAUCAGUUUCAUUGAUCUUUUUGCUCCUCGCUAGAGACGCCGCGAGGCGAGAAAUAUUGCUCCUUGAAAAGACUGUGCGUUUGUUUGUAGAAGAGAAGGGUGAGGAAAAAAGAGUGAUAACCGAGGCGCGAGGAUAAUGCGCAACUUCGGCAGGACGAGAACAUAAAAGUGCGGAAAUAACGUGAGAAUAUUGGAUCUUAGUACUUAUUUCUUGUCAAUUGCAUUACACCGGUCACGCCGAUAUUCAAUGAACGAGGCUCGAUCCAUGAACGUUAAGGUCGCCCGUGAUACGUUAGUGAAUAAACACGGAGGAUAAGUGAAUGUCGCAGACGCCUCUUAGCAGUUUCAGCUGACUCCUUGAGAGGACCAACAUGUUCUACUCUUUACUCUAUUAGUUUGCAUUUAUAAAUUUCCUUGUCCGAGAGCUGUCUCAAACAGGCAGGAGAACAUUAUAAAGCAUCUUUAUGGUAGAACAAUGCACCUUUAAGGUAGAAGAUGAACUUUACCAGUGUCAUUGACGACAAUAAGUUUAUAACAGACAAUGAGUAAUAUACAUCAAAAACUGAUAGAACGCAUCUAUUCGAAAUAUAUGAUCAGUGGGAUCUGGGAUCGACCCCGACGAGCAGGAGAGUUGCAAGUUGAAGGAAAUUUUCAAGAAGAAUCGUGCAUAAUUCUUACGUCAACGAGAAAUCAUUGUAGAUUAACAAUGGAUCUCUGAAUCCGCUGCAGUGACUCCCUGAUGCACUUCUGGCUCAACAAACCGCCGGGCAGGUUCGGCGGCCGAUAUCCCGCCACACCUAUGCCCAAAUCACACAGCCAAUGUCGGCGCAGCGGCCAACAUAGGCAAAUGGUGAGUGCUGUGCAUCAAUUCCAGGGCCUCGCAGGUAACCUCGCAGCAGGAAACGCAUCUCCAGCCGGACCUAGUAAUGUCAAUAAUUCCUGCCGGAGCUUCGCUCGUUCGACGACGUCUGCGCGAAUCCAUAACAACGAGAACCAUCAUCACGGUUCGUCAUCGCUCAGCGCCGUCCAACUCGCUCAGCUGAACAACAUCCCCAACAAUGUCACCGACGCUAGCAACAAUCAACUAAUUCUGUCUAAUACGACCGGCGUGAAUGGUACAGAACGGAAUAGAAGCCUACUGACAGGAAGUGUCUUUGAAUUACGGCAGGCUGAGUUGGCCGGCUUCCGAUUGCGCUGUGGGAUUUGGUCUACCUUUGCUCUAGCAACAGUUUUUGUAGCGGCUGCUAAAUUCUACUUUGGUUAUCGGGGGCCUGGCCUGGAGAUACUCGUAUUUUGCGGGCUACUGAUAUUUCUGCUGUCCGCUUGUUUAUACUCGAUCUUCUGCAAGUACACUCAUGAAAGAAAUUACCAUCACAAUAGUCGGUCAGAACAUAAUGCUCGUAUGCAGGAGGAUCAUAUCGUUGCCCUGACAAACGCGUCCAGCAUCGGCGACAGCAUUGUCAGUAGAGCGACGGCGACAGUGCCGACGACGACGGUGAGGCAGCCGCCUCCACCGCCUUAUCACAUCGCUAUCCUGAUACCACCGCCAUCACAGCCGCCACUUGCACCUUCGGACGAGGCGCCGCCACCCUCUUAUGACAAGGUCAUGCGAUGAAAUCGUCGACGCGGCGUAAAAUCGAACUAGGACGCUUGUCUAAGAAUUCUUCCUUUGACAUGUUUAUGUCCGCUACGUAAGGCAGCACAAAUCAAUUUCUCUAGGUUUAAGCAACAUUGACGUCUGUGAUAAGAGCGCAAUGAUGAUGACACAUCGAUAACACAUCGGGGAUCUGAUUCGGGGAAAGAAAAGAUUCACGCGGCGAUAUUUUUUAGUGGGCAUUAUCAAGAGAGCCGCGCUCCGCCAAUGAAUUUCCGUUUGGUCGGGUAAAAUAUAUUAUAUUCUAAUCUUUUUAUACUUUACUAUAUGCAACUAUGUGAUAUAUUUAACUUAGGUUUAGCAGCGCGUUGCUGGACUUGGUCGAUCCAUUCAUUUAUUCUUCCAGUUAGGACUUCCGCGAGGCGAUCGCUCACAUUCGGACGCGAUUCUUCGAUAUAUAUAAUUCCAAGAAUUCACUCAAUUAUGUUCGAUUACUUAAUUGUCUUCAUGAUCUUAUAGAACGAUAUACAAAGGUAACUCUUGUUACACACACAUCUACUCAUACAUAUAUGUAUGUAUAUAUGGAUGUCUGUACAUAUAUAUAUAUAUAUACACGCAGAGGCAUAUAAAAAAAAUGAACUCAUGAAUUUGAAUCUGGGUGUCAAAUUUGCAAAACGUAUGCAUGAUCGUCACUUAAGAUAAGGUGGUAACCGCGUUUGGCGUACAGUUUCUGUUAUCAAAUAGAUGUAACGUUCUGUCCACCAAACACGCUCGUUACCGAAUAUCAUAUAUACGAUAUAUAUUGCGUGCUUCAUGCGACAUAGAAGCACGCGCAUACGGCGUUUUACGAUAGUUACAAGUAAUACGGAACUAUCAAACGACGAGUUUUCGUGCGAAAUAUAACACGAUUUUGUAUUUCUUUUUCCAUGAAUGCAAAGUGAGAGCGAGAGAAAGGGAGAGAAAGAAAGAGAGUACACACAAAUGUAAAUAAUCGUUUAUGUCAUAACUCUGUAUAUUUAAGAACAGCUACAUAUAUAAUACAUGGUGUGAGAUCCUGUUUGGAUGUUCUUCGUAACUAUAAGUCGCAAAUGUACUGUGAUGUACAAAACUCAUCGUCAUUUCUAACUGCA